This is a messenger RNA of Scleropages formosus (Asian bonytongue), 5486 nucleotides long. Its product is annotated as membrane-associated guanylate kinase, WW and PDZ domain-containing protein 1-like. The coding region runs from base 254 to 4951 and encodes 1565 amino acids. Gene Ontology annotation, biological process: signal transduction. The transcript is spliced from 23 exons. The record is from RefSeq and is a predicted model, not a curated record. Lineage: Eukaryota; Metazoa; Chordata; Actinopteri; Osteoglossiformes; Osteoglossidae. Gene Ontology annotation, molecular function: protein binding. Gene Ontology annotation, cellular component: cell-cell junction; cytoplasm.
ACCUGUUGGCGGAUGUGCAAAAAGUGCGUCGCGUGGCUCCUGUCCCGGACGGCACGGAGCUUCUUUCCCAGAGUGAUCGGUCGCAGUACAGAACAGAUCAUGGCAAGAAGAUUUCGCCUUCGUUCCGUGGAUUCAACUUAGGUGUGAAGUUGUGAUUUUCGAUAUAUGAGCGCGGCGGUUCGCGCUUCUGUUCUUCUCCCGGCGGGGGACCAGUCGGCUCUGUGGGAGCGCUUGAGCGACCGUCACCGUCAGCAUGUCCAAAGUGAUCCAGAAGAAGAAGCACUGGAGCGCCCGGCUCAAGGAGUGCGCCGUGUGUCGGGACGCCCGCGGGGAGCUCGGCGUGGAGCUGCGCGGCGGUGCCGAGAACGGAGAGUUCCCCUACAUCGGCAAGGUCCGGGUGCGGCAGGAGGAGGGACAGCUGCUGGCAGAGGGGGAUCUGCUGCUGGAGGUGGAGGGUCUGCCGGUGUCGGGGUUGCCCCUCUAUGACGUGCUGACUCUGGUGAAGAACUGCAAGGGUCCCAUCAGGCUGAGAACUGUCAAACAAGGAAACAAGCUCAACAAGGACCUGAAGCACUACCUGAGCCUGAGGUUUCACAAAACCUCUCCAGACCACGCACUUCAGCAGACUAUCAGAGAGAACCUGUAUCACCACGCCGUGCCUUGUACAACCCGUCCUCCUCGAGACGGCGAACUCCCAGGAGUCGAUUACAACUUCCUAUCAGUGGAGGACUUCUUAAACCUUGAGAAAAGUGGCACUCUUCUCGAAAUAGGAACAUAUGAAGGCAACUAUUAUGGAACACCCAAGCCGCCAAGCCAACCCCCCUGUGGGACAGUGAUUACCGGCGAUGCUUUGCAUGGCGGCUCACAGCAGUCCACCCCGAAGCACACCAAGUCGUACAAUGACAUGCAAGAUGCUCGAGUAGUGUCUGCGAAACACGAGGAUGACGGCGAGGUUCCUGAAAUGAACAACAGCCUUACAGGAGACACUAGCCAACAGGACGAGCGGGUGGCUCUGCGACUUCAGUCAACGCAAGAGAAGGCUCAUUCCUACACCCUCAGAGACACCUCGACCACCACCACGGACAGCCCCCAGCAGACGCACGCCAACCUCCAGCCUCCCCAAGAGGACCUGCUCGGCCCUCUGCCUGAUAACUGGGAGAUGGCGUAUACUGAGAAUGGGGAGGUCUACUUCAUUGACCACAACACCAAGACAACAUCCUGGAUUGACCCGCGGUGUGUGGACAAGCUCCAGAAACCCCUGGAAGAAUGUGAAGACGAUGAAGGGGUACAUACUGAAGAACCGGACAGUGAGCUUGAACUUCCUGCUGGAUGGGAGAAAAUCGAUGAUCCGGUUUAUGGGGUAUAUUAUGUGGACCACAUAAACAGGAAGACUCAGUAUGAGAACCCUGUUUUGGAGGCCAAGCGCAAAAAGCAGCUUGAACCACAGCAGCAGCCGCAGCCUCCUGAAGGUGAGCGGUACAUUCGAGAAUGGAUAGAAGAGCACUCGGCCGCUGGUGUGCCUCUGGCCAGCUAUGCCACCAACCACUUGGAGACAUACCGGGACCCUCAAACAGUCCCACCAAUUCCUCCAUCACAGGGGCCCAAACGAGGGAAACCUUUCUUCACUAGAAACCGUUCGGAGCUCAAAGGAACCUUCAUCCACACCAAGUUGAAGAAGAGCCGACGGGGUUUUGGUUUCACUGUGGUUGGUGGAGACGAGCCUGAUGAGUUUCUGCAAAUUAAAAGUUUGGUUCUGGAUGGCCCUGCAGCUCUAGAUGGCAAGAUGGAGACAGGUGAUGUGAUAGUGAGUGUCAAUGACACAUGCGUCCUGGGGUACACGCAUGCCCAAGUUGUGAAGAUUUUUCAGUCCAUUCCCAUCAGCUCCAUGGUGGACCUUGAACUAUGCCGUGGCUACCCUCUGCCUUUUGAUCCUGAUGAUCCCAACACUAGCCUGGUGACUUCCGUGGCCAUCCUGGACAAAGAGCCCAUCAUCGUCAAUGGGCAGGAAAGCUAUGAUUCUCCCUCCAGUCAUGGCAGCCAGACGGCCAAUGGAGCAGGAGGGGUCAAGGAACCACGCCCAUACAGCCCAUCAGCCGAGGUUGCCUCUGACGGCUCUGCUGCCUACCCCAGCGAUGUGGUCACACUGGCCUCUUCCAUUGCCACACAGCCAGAACUCAUCACUGUACACAUGGAGAAGGGUGACAAGGGCUUUGGCUUCACCAUCGCAGAUAGCCCCUCAGGGGGUGGCCAGAGGGUCAAGCAAAUUGUUGACUACCCUCGCUGUCGGGGUCUGAAGGAGGGUGACAUCUUGGUGGAGGUGAACAAGAGGAAUGUCCAAAGCAUGACCCACAACCAAGUGGUAGACCUGCUGAGCAAGUGUCCCAGAGGAAGUGAGGUCACCAUGCUGGUUCAGAGAGGAGCGGUGUCUGCCAAGAGGAGCCCCAAGCUGCAACCUCUGGAGAGGAAAGACAGCCAGAGUAGCUCCCAGCACAGUGUAUGCAGCAACCGCAGCGCCCACACAGACUCGCCCGCUCGCCCAGCCGCUGCCCUUCCCAGCGAGCCCACCGGAGCUCCCCCACCCCUGCCGCCACCCCCAACCCAGCCUCUGCCUGGCCUACCUCCCCAGGACCCUGGAGACGGAACUGUCCAGAAAAAGCCAGACCCUUUCAAGAUUUGGGCCCAAUCUAGAAGCAUGUAUGAAAGCAGGCUACCAGAUUAUCAAGAGCAGGAUAUUUUCCUGUGGCGGAAGGAUACAGGGUUUGGAUUCAGGAUUCUCGGCGGGAAUGAGCCAGGAGAGCCGAUCUACAUUGGGCACAUUGUGAAGUACGGCGCGGCUGAUGAGGACGGGCGACUGCGGUCUGGGGACGAACUCAUCUGUGUUGAUGGAACAGCAGUGGUGGGCAAGUCUCACCAGCUGGUGGUGCAGCUCAUGCAGCAGGCAGCCAAGCAGGGCCACGUCAACCUGACUGUGAGACGCAAGAUCGGAUACGGAGUGGUCAAGGGUGAUGUUGAUGUACCGCCAUCUCCAGCCUCGUCCCAUCACAGCAGCACCCAGGCUCCGUCCCUGACAGAAGACAAGCGCACUUCACAGGGCAGCCAGAACUCCCUCAACACAGUGAGCUCUGGCAGUGGCAGCACCAGUGGAAUCGGGAGUGGCGGUGGAGGGGGCAGCGGAAGCGCCGUGGUGACUGCCACCGCUACCGUCCAGCCCUACGAUGUGGAGAUCCGUCGCGGAGAGAAUGAGGGCUUUGGCUUCGUCAUUGUCUCGUCUGUCUCAAGGCCAGACGCAGGGGCCACUUUCGCUGCCAAUGCCUGCGUGGCCAUGCCCCACAAAAUAGGUCGCAUUAUCGAGGGUAGCCCAGCUGACCGUUGUGGGAAGCUGAAAGUGGGAGACCGCAUCCUGGCCGUCAAUGGCUGCUCCAUCACCAACAAGUCCCACUCGGAUAUUGUCAACUUAAUCAAAGAGGCCGGGAACACUGUCACGCUGCGCAUCAUCCCUGGUGACGAGUCCUCCAACGCGUCCCUCCUAACCAAUGCAGAAAAGAUCGCUACCAUCACCACCACCCACACACCGCAGCAGCAGUCAGCACCAGAGACAAGGACAAGUACAAAAGGACCCCCUCAGGUGCCGCCACCUCCGGCGCCAACACAAGCUCCCGCUCCCCAGGAUGCAGAAUUCUACUCUGUUGACCUUGAGCGAGAUAGCAAGGGUUUUGGGUUCAGUCUGCGCGGGGGCCGUGAGUACAACAUGGACUUAUAUGUCCUGAGGCUGGCCGAGGACGGGGCGGCCAUCCGUAACGGCAAGAUGAGGGUUGGUGACGAGAUCCUGGAGAUCAACGGGGAGAGCACAAAGAAUAUGAAACACGCUCGUGCCAUUGAGCUGAUCAAAAACGGUGGCCGCCGAGCUCACCUGGUCCUCAAACGAGGGGACGGCUCCGUGCCAGAAUACGACGCCAGCAGUGACAGGAACAGCCCCGCCCCCAGUACACAAAAUAUUCCGGAAGUGAAAACCUUGCCACCAAACCGCCGAUUACACACAUCAUCGGAGUCCAGUUAUACACCUGAUUUUCACAAAUCAUCACCAAAUGAGGAAAGGCAAAGGAGGGGGAGGCCUGGGGCAGACCACACCAGCCACCAUCACCACACCUGGAAUAACCAUGGCAAGUACAGCAGCCCAUCUGUCCCCAGACACCACUCGCCCGACAGCAAGAUGACACAUCGGCAGCAUGCACGCAAGUCGGAUGAAAAUGGCAUCUCCAAGCUUUUCAAAACGCUGAGGAGUGAUGAGAAGCCUGGAAAGAAGAAGGCAGCGACGGUGUCCGAGUGGGACUCUGACUCCCGCCAUGGCAGCACCCUGGACGGGAGGCAAGAGCGGGCAGGCCGCAGGGGCUCCUUGGACCGUUCACCCGCCCGGGGGCGGGAGUCUUCACCUGGCAGACGCAGAGCCAAGUCUGUGGACAGGAGAACUGAGAAAGCACAGAGGGAGAGGUCCUACUGGGAAGGGCAACUGCAGAGGGAGGCUCCACAACCUGCACAGCCCUUUGAGGAUGAGAGUCCCCUCGUGGAAGCGCCGGCCCCCCAGCACUUGCGAGAGGACAGCUUCCUGAAAGAUGAGACCUUUGAACACAUCAACAAGGAAAGACUGCCGCUCCCCAGGGGGUGGCCAGCCGACCGGCCCUUUAAGAACAGUGGUGAGCCUAGGGAUAGGUCUCCCAGUAGAAGGGAUAGAGAGGAGAGGUUUAACAUUGAGCGAUCACCUAGCAGACAGCACGUGGCAGAGAGCUCACCGCGCGAAGUGCUGCAUGAUGGGAGAUUUAGAGAGGAAGAGGCGGUACCUAGGCUUAAGGAGUACUACAACAUCCUCAAGUCAGGCUCAGCUUGCAUCGGCACCCAGAUCCCAGAGUCCAGGAGAAGACCUUUCAAAGAGAGCCACAUGGACCUGAGCAUCUGAUCCCACAUGCUGCAAGCAUAUACAUUCUCCUCAAUACAGGGAUCAGCCCGUUGAACAGGUGGUGCCAGGAAUUUUGAAGAUAUUAGUCUGACCCUCUUGUGUUAUGGCUUCCGCAGAUUUAAACUGGACGACAACAGCAGAAGUACAAUCUUUUUUUUUCUUUUUUUUUUUAAUUUUGAACAUUUUAAUCUCUCAAAUUUCCUUAAGACUCAUAAUCAAAACGAUGAAAACGACCAAAAAUUUAUUAUAUGUUUAAAAAUACCAUUUAUGAUGACACAGUAAAUUGUUUAGUGAAAAACAAUGUUGUUUUUUUUUUUUUUCUUUUUUUUCAUUUUGUGUUUUAAAUUUGUUUUUGGAUUAAAAAGUCCAGAGAGCCCACCGACCUCUGAAACAUGGUGCUUUUAUUUAUGCUGUGCAUGUCUCAAAGGUUCAGUAUUAAAUUCGAGUUUUUCUCCUGUGCCACUAAUACAUUAGAACAGAGUGUUAAGAUGUGUCAGUGUGUCAUCUAAAUAUUAAGACAAUAUCAUUUAAAAAA